UGACCGGCCAUGAUUCCAAAAAUCACAAAAAAAAAAUGGCCGGACUUUUAUGCUUCGACAAAAAAUGGAGUCAUGUCGUUGUGCAAAAUUAAUUAAAAAUUUUCAAUAAAAUACCCUAAAUUAAGUGCAAAAAAAGUGUUAAAACUCAAGUUAAAGUCUAAAGCGAAAAGCUCAAACUGAUUUCCCACAAAAAUUGUGUAAUUUUGACGUAAAAUUUGCAUUUGAAAAAAGGCAAAGAAAAAAAUUUUCCUUCAUUCGCACAGACUCUGCAUACAAGCAAAAAAUUUUUUAUUCGUGUCCCGAAAUCGAAGCGUAGCUAGUUGUGGUAGUAAAGUAGAUGAAGAGUUGUUUGCUGGUGCUAAAGCUUAAAUCUUAAAUCCGCAAACGGUUCGUGUAAAUUUUCAUUAAUAUACAGAUAUAAAAAAAGAAAAGAAAAAAUCUAUUAAAAACCGUGGAAAUUUUUGUAAAAAUUGUGUAACUAUACAAAACAAAAAAAGAAAAGGAAAAGAAUGAUCUGCUGAAAAUUGUGUAUGUUAAUUGUGCAUUGAAAAUUGUAUAUUGACGACGAAACAAGAAAACAAUUAUAGAAAUUUUGUUGAAUUUUUUAAAGAUAAAACAACAAUUUAUAUGUUAGUGGUAUGUGCGUUGAAAUAUGAUCAUUUAAUGAUCUAAGCAAGAUUACAGGCAAAUUUUAGCCAGAAAAUAAAAAAAGAAAAAAAAAACUUAUUGAAUAAUUGCAUGUAUCCAUAAAUUUGUGUAUAUUAUUUGUCUGUAAAUCACUCGUCGUCAUUCCUUGCCUCCUUUUGAACGUCAUCGCCACCUCCAACCAACCAGGCUGCCAACCAGCCAGCCAGCCAAACCAACAAACAGUAUUGGUGCCACAGUUUUGUCGUCGUUAGUUUUUUUUAGAUACAUCGGCAGAAAUCACAGUUCUUCUGGAAAACAAUCAUAUAUAGAAGAAGCUAUAACAGAAACGUCGUUGGUUGCCACACCAUAAAUUUCUCUUAUCAUACUCUAUAGCUAUCCCUUUCUAUGCUAUAAGAAAGUUAUAUGUCAACAAGAAGAAGACAUCUAUACUAACAAACGUGGGUAGUGUGCAAAAAAAAGUAAAGAAAAAAAAACAAAAAAGAAAAACAAAUUGAAAAGAAAACAAAACAAAAAAAAGAAGAAAUACCACAAAAACCAACAACGAAUUAUAAAGUGAAGAAAGAAAUAUAGAAACAAAAACGACAAAUAAAAGAAAUUUUUUCAAAUAUAUAUAUAAAACAAAUAAAAGUUAAAUAAAUUAAAUCAAAUUAACCUUUCCAUUGAAAUAUUCUCUGUGUGUGUGUGUAGAUUUGUAAAAAAUAUUGCAUGUGGUUGUCAUCAUCGUCUUUUAUAAAUCACACUAUUUUGCUGAACAACGAAUGUAUGUAUUCAUUCGUAAUUGAUGUGGAGUUUUUUUAAUCACAAUUUACAGUGAUGAUCUAAAUGUAUUACACUCAACUAAAGUUGCAGCGGAGAGAAGGAGGUUUUUCUCAAUAUUUCUUAUUAUUUUAAGCUGCAACUAAAAAAAGAAGACCAAUUAACUAGAAUUGAGUUAAACAAGUAAUGAAUGAGAAAAUAAAAUCACCCUCAGGGCAGGGUGGUGCUGGAUCCGGUGCGGUUUCAGCAGCUGGUGGCACAACAACAGCUACAACGGCCAAUAGUGCAGGAGGAGGAGGAGGAGGUUCGGGAACGGGAGGCGGAGGUGGUGGUGGUAAUAAUAGCGGUGCGACGGGUGGCAAUUUACCGGGAGCACCCAAUACAUCAACAGCGGGGGGAGCAGGUAUAGGUGCUCCACCAACACCAAAUAAUGGCAAUGAUACAACGGCACAAAUGCCAACACAUCCUUAUGGACCACCUGGUGGUGGUGCUGCAGGUGAUCCAGUAAUGUCACACUAUCACAUGCAUCAGCAGCCACCACAUCCACAACAUAUGCCACCACAUCAACAACCAGGUGGACCAGGAGUACCACCACCACCGCCCUCAGGUGAACAUCCCGGCAAAGAGGGUGUUGAAUAUGGUCAAAGUCCCUUGGGUGGUCCACCACCACCACUACCUGGUGGUCAUCAUCCCAUGUAUGGACGUUAUCAUCAUACAGAUCCCAGCAUGGAUCCCUAUCGUUAUGGUCACUCGCCUAUGCAACAACCACCACCAGGUGGUAAACCUCAACAAUCUGCACCUGGUGGUGGUCCCGGUGGCAUUGGCUCACCGAGUCGGCCACCACCCCAAAGGUAUAUACCCGGUCAACCACCACAAGGUCCCACACCGACCCUAAAUUCAUUGUUGCAAUCAUCGCAUCCACCACCUCCUCCCCAACAUAGGUAUACGAACAGUUAUGAUCCCCAGCAACCGCCGCCACCACCACAACAACAGCCGCCACCUCAACAAUCACAAGCACCUACACAGCCGGGUGCUGGAGGACCACAGCCUCCAGGCGGUCCAACGCAAAGUGGUCCACCAGGACCACCUCAACAUGGUGGACCACCACCGCCACAUCAGUCGCCGUACGGUGGUCAACAGAGUGGUUGGGCACCACCACCCAGACCUUAUAGUCCACAGUUGGGACCUUCACAGCAGUAUAGAACACCACCACCGACAAAUACUUCCAGAGGUCAAUCCCCCUAUCCGCCAUCACAAGGUCAAAACUCAGGUUCCUAUCCAAGUUCGCCUCAGCAACCACAGCCGGGGCAACAACAGCAGCAACAACAACAGCAGCAACAAAGUAGUAGUGGUAGUGGUGGCGGUAGUGGAGGUGGUCCACCACCGCCGCCACAAUCUUCAAAUCAAGGCACAACACCAUCUCAAUAUUCACCGUAUCCACAAAGAUAUCCCACACCGCCUGGCCCAGCGACAGGACCAAAUCAUCGAACUGCCUAUACGACGCAUCAGUAUCCUGAACCAAAUCGGCCUUGGCCUGGUGGUUCAUCACCUGCUCCUAGUCCUGGCCCUGGUGGCCAUCCCCUGCCGCCAGCAUCACCUCAUCAUACACAGCAUGGUGGUCCACCACCUAGCAGUAGUCCGAGUCAUGCGCCCAGUCCAUCGCCUCAACCUUCGCAAGCCUCACCAUCACCUCAUCAGGUAAAAAUUUGUUCUUUUAAUGUUGAUUAUAACAAAACCGAAUUUCAAAAUGCUUUUCAACAAUUUGGUAUGUAAAACUUUAUUUAAUUUUAUAAAUACGACGAUUUUUUUUUGAAAUCUCGGGAGUCUUUUAAAAUAUAUAUUUUUGAAAGAAUAAUAUUUUCAAAUUUAACAUCAAAACGGCGUUCCCAUUAAAUUCAUGCGUAUUGGAACGAAACUUUUGUAUUGAACUGUUAUCAAUAUGAGGGUAAAAUAAUUCUCAGAUAUGAAUUUUCAAUAACAUUUCUUAAAUUGUCAAACUUUUUUCAGAUCUCGUAAUAACGAUUACUUUACAUUCGAUCUGGCAACUCUUAAUAAUUGGAGUUAAAAAUAAAAAAAUUCUACAGAAUUUAUCUAUAAAUCAUGAUCAAGAUCUGUUAAUAUCUUGAGUAUUUCUCGAAAAUAACUGCUUUUUAUCGGAAACACAUUAAAUUUCCAAUAAAACUCGCAAAAUUCAAAUAAAAUUGCACAUCUGGCAGCACACGUCUCUACUGUCUUAAAAUUAAAGUGAUGCCACUCUUUCUACUUGUAUCAUUUUUUUAAGUGUAUUUUACUUUACAGCACAGAACGUUAGUUAGUUCGUCGUUCGGUUCUUUUUUUUUUUUAAUUUUUUCAUUUUAUAUGAUUCUCUGUUGGGAAUACGUA
Lucilia sericata (common green bottle fly) is the source of this 3786-nucleotide messenger RNA. Its product is annotated as trithorax group protein osa-like. The record is from RefSeq and is a predicted model, not a curated record. The transcript has 6 exons. Bases 1591 to 3177 code for a protein of 528 amino acids. NCBI's taxonomy places the organism in Eukaryota, Metazoa, Arthropoda, Insecta, Diptera, Calliphoridae.